UUGUAACUACACUCCGUUCACAACAACUCAUAAUAUUUAGAAAUCGAGGCGCGCGCGCACGCGCUGCACGGCCGUGUGUUUCGAUCGAUAGAACCGAUCAAUAAAAUGGGAUAUAGGACGUGAGUGUGUGUGAAAUGUUUUCAAAUUUCAAACUGCCGGUGUUGAAGCCUAAAGGGGCGAAGGAUGAGCCGUUAUACUGCUACAGGAGCGUAAAGACCAAACCGCCCAAAACUCCGACUCUCAACCGGGUGAAGCGACAUCAAAGACGUCGAUCGGAACCUGGAAUCGUACCAUCAAUAGUGGGCUUCACAAAAGACUCUGUAGCCCAUGAGUCUGAUCGGCUGGCUCCUGGAGACAGGAUCUGCAGCGUCAACGGGAUCUCCACGGCGAGGCUCACCAACGAUGAGGUGCUUCGACUGCUGGACAAUGUGGAGGAACGGGCUUCUUUGGAAGUGGAGUACUAUAUGCCUAAUUAUGCCUCUCAGAACUCCCUCUACAUCACAACCAAGCUAGCGGAAGUUCCAGUGGAGAAGAUCAAUGGGUCCUUAGGCGUGACUAUCAGAGGUGGGUUGCCGGAGAAUUCCGCACCAAGUGCUGACUUGGUGCUGAACAGCCGCUCCCUCGACGCCCAGCCUUUAGUAGUAACGCAUGUCAGACCUGGCGGUGCGGCCUACAAUACUUCUAGGAUCAAACCUGGCGAUAGACUUCUGAAGGUUGAUCAUAUAUCUCUCACAAACAAGACUCUAUCAGAAGUGCAUCAAAUACUCCAGAACUGUCCUCAAGUAACCAGCCUGACGAUAGAAUACGAUGUCUCCAUCAUGGAAUCCGUGAAACUGGCCACGGGGCCUCUGCUCAUUGAGAUCGAGAGGCCAUGCAACGAGGACCUUGGCCUCUUCCUCUCUAAUCAGAGGAUACCUGAUGACGUGUACAGUUCAGGAUCCGAUACUUACCAACGCGUCGGUGGCUGCAAUGCUAUUUUCAUUGAUAGCAUAUUGCCGGCUAGUAUAAGUGACAGAUGUGGUGCCCUGCAUCCUGGAGACCAGCUCCUGGCGUUUGACGACCACGUGAUAGAAGGCAACAACUACACCGCUGAAGAGGUGAUGUGCUAUCUAGAAAACUGCGAAGGUGGCUUCACCAGACUUCAUAUAGCACCUCGACAUGUACUAGCUCACGGCGGAAGGUACACGAGAGAAAACUCAAUAUCGGGCAUGUCGACACUGAACACGAAGAAACAUCGGCAAAGAAACUACAGACAAAGUUCUAUGCCCAAACUUGGCUUAUGCGACGAUCACGAAAAUCAGCAAAACUACAUGAGCAUGGGCGUAUGUCGGACCGAAUCUCUGAACAUCCAGCUGGAAGUGCCUCCAGGACAAAGCAGUGGUUUGGCUGUACAUGAAGAGAAUGCUGUAUUGGUGAUAUCUCAUGUUGCAGCACAGUCGCCAGCAUAUCGCUCCGGCUGCUUACAAAUUCGAGAUAGAGUGAUGUCAAUUAAUGGUCACGAAAAUUUAACUAUGGAUGUCGCUAAUGAAAUCUUACAAAGAAGGAACGAUUCACAUAAUCCGAAAUAUCUGACUUUGAACGUAGAAUUCAGUAUGCCUAACACUAUCGAAGCUUCAAGUGGGGUGUUUAAUGUUAAACUGGCGAAGACUACUGCAGGACUCGGAGUAACUAUUACAGGAUGCAAGCAGAAGCUGUUGAGCAAUGAAGAACCAAUGGUGAUAUCAGAUAUUAAGCCUGGUUCUGUAGCUCACCGCAGUGGAGCUCUUGCGCCUGGAGAUCAACUAUUAGCUAUUAAUGGACAACCGCUUCAUAAUUUAUCGCUGGACACAGCAUUCAAUAUUCUACAAAACUCCCCAGAAGACAUAAUAACCCUUAAAAUCCGUAAACGAGACCUGACUGAAGACUGGUCUAGUCAUCACAAACAUAAUGCCAAAUUAACGCUCCAAAGUUUUAGUAAUAUAGAAACCAAAGCAGUGGUCCACAGUGGAGAAGAUUCAGGUCAUCACACAGAAAGUCCAAAUAACAGCGCUAAAGAAAGUGAAAGAAGUCAUGGAAGUAAUGAAAACACUGCUGUAUUCGCAGUUGAACUGAUCAAACAGGAGAAUGGUCCGUUAGGAUUAACUAUUGCAGGCAGCGAGGAUGUUAAUCAACCUAUACUACUUAGUGGCUUAGUGGAAGGUGGAGUAGCAGAAAAAUGUGGUAAAUUAGCUAUUGGUGAUGAACUGUUAAGUAUUAAUGGUGAAAGUGUUUUAAACAAACCCUUAUCCGAAGCAAUAAAGUUACUCCAACAGAGUGGGCAAAGAGUUCAUUUACAACUUUGUAGAAAGGUUACAGGAUCACUUGAAAGUGCGGAGUCCAGUGCAAGAGAUUCCAGUCAUUCUACAUCAAGUCCUGGACUCUCUAAUGACAGUGCAGUGGAAUCCUGGGAUCAGAACACACCAGUUCGGACAAGCGCUAACUGUGUUUAUUUUAUAGGUUCAGAUGUGAUAGAAUAUGCUGUGCCAGAUAAAACCAGAAUGAUGGACAAACAACCGUAUUCGCCAACCGAUGAAGACAAAUUAAUGGCGUCCUUUAAUUCUGCAGCACCCUACAAUAUCAAUGAUUUGCCAUUACCAAAUUAUUCAUUAAAUAAUUCGCUCAAAACUUUCCAUUAUGAAAACACUUGCAUCAUUCCCGACAAUACUUUGAAGAAUAAACAGAAUAUAACUAGAGAAGAUGAUGUCCAGCAAAUUGAAAUACUUACAACUAAUAUGAAGGACUGUCAGUUACAUAACAUGGAAAAGUCUUCUUGCAAAUGCGAUUAUGUCCAGAUGGGGCCAUACGGCAUUGUUUCCCCAAAAAGCAGAAGACCUAAUUGGGACAGUGAUUAUUUGAAUAAUGGUAUUUAUACAGUGACCACGCCUCAGAAAUCGCCGCUCAAGCCUGGUGUACCCGGUACUAGUUUUCAGUUCUCGACGAGUCCCAUAUACGAAAACGACAUUUCUGGUCUGUACAGCACCGACACAAUGUCUCCAGCCCGAGGCUCGGUCCAUCAUGUCAUUCUGUACAAAGACGCGAUCUACGACGACUACGGCUUCUCGGUAUCAGAUGGAUUGUACGAACGUGGUGUCUACAUCAAUAGGAUUAGGAAGGGCGGACCGGCCGACAUAGUGGGUUUAUUGAGACCUUAUGAUAGAAUUUUACAGGUCAACGGAACUAGGACAGUGGACUACGACUGCUGUCUGACAGUUCCACUGAUCGCUGCAGCUGGCGAUCGCCUGGAAAUCGUGGUGCAAAGACUCGUCACGUCUAGGGACCUGAAAAACCAAAGACUGGAGGACAGCUCGAGCCCCAGCGAUAGUAGCUUAGUGACCAAGACAAUUUAGUGUAUAACACGCCUCUAGUGAUUUCACACCAAAGACCUCAGUGCUUAGUGUUUAAUUAGUAUAUAUUUAGGUUAGACAAGUUACUUAUGAGUAGUUCUGUUAUGAAAGUUGUAAAUUUGUUGGCUUUUAGAAGAUUGGUGGGGAUUCGUUUAAUAUCUAAAUGUUGGUUAACGCACAGGUAGUGUAAUUUUACUUACAUCAUAAUAGUUAACGUUAACUCCAUACACGUGUACAUAACUUUAAAGUUAUCAUGAAAUAUUAAUUAAUCGUUACGGAAACUAAUUAUAAAAUAAUUAAACGAACGGAAUUAACAUAAUUACUAUAAUCAAAAUAGUAUUUAAAAAUAUUUAUUAUUGAGAAAAAUACUUAGAUUAUCCAUUCUCUAAAUAAUAACUGAAUUUUGCCCACGAAUUUACAUAUUAAACGAUCCUCAAAAAAAGUAUGGUGCAAAAAGUAUGUCUAAUUAUUUAAAAACGUAAAAUCAAAGUGUAGAUAUAUAUGCAUAUUAUCAAUUUCCAUAAUAGGUAAAUCUCGUUUUAAAACAAUGAAUAAAAUUAAUUAUCGCAGUAAUAAGACCACAAUUAAAAUUUAAAUUUGUGUUAAAUACCAUCAAAUGCAACUCAACAAAUUAUUUGAAUAUUAAAUAUAUCCUAAAGUUGAUUAGUUCAAUAGUAUGGAAUUGGUAGUACACUUGUGCCCUAAUUAAGAAAUUCUGAGUAAAUUUGUCACAAAAAUUGUAUAAACCGAACAAAUACAAAUGUCAAACUAAUUCGUACUCUCAAAUAAUUAGCAAAAUGACUACUAUCUACAUUAAUUGGGUAAUUUGAUAACCAAAUAAAUUUUACUUGAAACUUGCGAAACAAGCCCUUAUGCACUUACAAUAAAUAACAACUACUAUUAUUAAAUGAAAGUGAAUGAACAUUACGAGGUUUUUAAAAACAAUCGGCUACAGUGGGUAUUUCUGUAUUCAAUCUACGUACCCAGUACAAAUUGUUCUAGAUAGGUACUUUUCCAAUUAUUAUAAUCGGGCAAAUAUGUAAAAGUCGAAUAACUAGAGUAUAAUAAAUAAACGAGCAUCCGUAUGUAUUGACAUACUGAUUUGUUUAACAGAAUAGUAGCCAGUGUAACUACUAGACAUAAUAAGACUUAAGGUGGUAGCUCA
Molecule: messenger RNA, 4527 nt
Organism: Manduca sexta (tobacco hornworm)
Lineage: Eukaryota; Metazoa; Arthropoda; Insecta; Lepidoptera; Sphingidae
Gene: Grip
Product: glutamate receptor-interacting protein 2
Exons: 16
Coding region: 135-3365 (1076 amino acids)
Biological process (GO): neurotransmitter receptor transport, endosome to postsynaptic membrane
Molecular function (GO): protein binding
Source: RefSeq, a predicted model, not a curated record